AUGCUGAACGCUACGGGAAGGCCUGAAAAGCUGCAGUACUUCCGACACGACGAGUUCAGCGGGCUUGAAGACGUUGCGACCUUCAUGCGUGACCGCGUAAAAAUGAUGAUCGGUCCACACGGGGCAGCAUUCUACAACUCCCGUUUCGCUCAGCCUCGCACUGCACUAAUUGAGAUCAUCCCAGAUCCUAGCAAAUUUUUCGUUCCGUGCUUCUGGGAGCAGGCACGGUUGCUUGGUCAAGACUAUUCGGCUCAUGUAGGGAAGACCCAGAACAAGCAAAACGAUAUGGUGAUCGACAAUAUCCACGAAGUGGUUCAGCUGGUUCAGGGUCGAUUGGCAUACUUAGACAAGUCGUAUCGAAUGCAGGAUGCACUUGACCACAAAUACGCAUGGGACGUGGCAACAAGGUGA
Messenger RNA from Phytophthora nicotianae INRA-310, 411 nucleotides. RefSeq lists its product as hypothetical. Bases 1 to 411 code for a protein of 136 amino acids. The transcript has a single exon. NCBI's taxonomy places the organism in Eukaryota, Oomycota, Peronosporomycetes, Peronosporales, Peronosporaceae. The record is from RefSeq and is a predicted model, not a curated record.